AUAUAAUCAAGAAUGCGUCACUGAACUACUCCGUGGUGAGAAUACUCAGAGUAAGAAAUUCGAUUUCCUCCGUGAGUGAUGACAUCGGCCAAGCACGAACCUUCCUCAAUCGGCAAUAUUUCAUGAUCCUCCACAACGCAUAGCAUAGUUUUGACAGCAUCGAAAGAGCACUGUUACACCGCCCGUAAAGGUAAACCUUGUGGUUGCUCUUGUUGUAAUAUUUUUAUGAAUGUUGUACUAUUUGGAAUUGGAGUUAGAAGUGAUAGCAUUGCUAUUAUGAUUGCGGUCUGUGCCUGACUUGGAAUGCACAAAUUAUUGAGUGCCAAGAUAGCUUCAAAUAGCCAGAAAGCUAGAGCGCCAGGAGGUAAAAAAGAACAUUUCGAGUUGCAGCACCCGACGACAAUUCUAUCUUAGAUUGUGAAGCUUGGAGUAGUAUCUCUUCUGAGACGUAAGUAACGUUUUUCUACCUUUUUAUCUUGAACGGCUUUCUGUAGUGACGCCACUAGUACGUUCUAAAAUUAGCACCUUGAUCGUUGAUGUUUUGCUUUCUUUCUUUUUAGGUGUAGUUGUAGUAGGACUAGAUCUAGGUUUAGACAGGAAAUAAAAA
Molecule: messenger RNA, 607 nt
Organism: Amoebophrya sp. A25
Lineage: Eukaryota; Dinophyceae; Syndiniales; Amoebophryaceae
Source: the annotation of a GenBank genome assembly